Messenger RNA from Thlaspi arvense, 513 nucleotides. Lineage: Eukaryota; Viridiplantae; Streptophyta; Magnoliopsida; Brassicales; Brassicaceae. The record is from the annotation of a GenBank genome assembly.
AUGACAAAGAGAAAGAUCGAAAUCAAGAAACGAGAGAGAAAAGAACAAAGAUCCGUCACCUGUUCGAAACGCCGCAAAACAGUUUUCUCGAAAGCCUCAGAUCUCUGCCAGUUCUCCGGAGCCAACAUUGGGAUCCUCGUGACCUCUCCCGUCGAGGAUUCAGAUGCUAUUUGCUCCUUCUCCGGUUUCUCCUCCUCUGCCUUCGAUAUCGCUGAUUGCUACUUGAGCGACAAGAUUCCCCCCAAGCUAGGGCUUUGGAGGAGGCAAGACCACAAUCUCUCCGAGAUCAGUGUCUUCAAGGACCAUCUUGAGAGGAUUAAGAAAGAUUUGAUGUCUCGUCUUGAGAAGAAUGAAAAGCCACAACCUGUCUCUGGUUUCGAUCGAAACCCUAGCGCUUCUUCUCUCGACGGGUCCUCUUCUUCUUCGUCGCAAAUUGUUUCUAAUUUCGAUCAAAAUCCUAGCGAUUCUUCACGAUAUGUGUCUGAUUACGCCAAGGCUUCUUCUUCUCUCUGA